Molecule: messenger RNA, 528 nt
Organism: Staurois parvus
Lineage: Eukaryota; Metazoa; Chordata; Amphibia; Anura; Ranidae
Source: the annotation of a GenBank genome assembly
AUGAAGAAGUUCUUCGGUAUCGGGAAGAAGAAGAAAAGCGGGCCCUCUCCCAGCCCUUCGGAGAGCGGCAGUGUGCUGUCUGUGGGCUAUGAGUUGAAGGACAAGGACCUCAGCAAGUUGCACCGGGCUGCCUCCGCCGGAGAUGUCCCCAAGAUCAGGCAGCUGCUGCACAAGCAGGACAUCAACCAAGUGGAUAAAGAGAACCGGACACCUUUACAUCUUGCUUGUGCUAAUGGACAUAUGGAUGCUGUGAGGUUGCUGGUAGAUAGCAAGGCAAAGAUAAAUCUUUGUGACAAUGACAAUCGAACUCCUUUGAUCAAGUCUAUACAGUGUCAGCAUGAACACUGUGCUACUGUUUUAUUAGAGCAUGACGCAGAUCCCAACAUCGUAGAUGUCAAUGGAAAUUCAGCCCUUCAUCUUGCUGCUCUUAUUCCAUCGCUGGCCAUAGCAAAUCAGCUACUGGAACAUGGAGCGAACAUUAAUGCUGUAAAUAAAGUAAGUAUUACUUUGUAUCUGCUACAUUGUUAA